AUGGCCGAGCAAGGGUUCGAGCCCAUGUCUCCUCCAGCCGGACACUCUAACCCAGGGCUCCCGAACCUUUUUGAGCUUGUGGGCCACUUUGGAAUUCUGACACAGCCUUGUGGGCACAAGCACAAAAUGGCCGCCGCCGGAGGCAAGACCAGCCGCAAAAUGGCCACGCCGCAAGAACCCGUGUGUCUUCCAGCAGCCCCAGAGACAGAAGAAGACGAGGCCUCUGCCAGGUGUGGAGCAGAAGGAAUUCCUGAGGCCAUGGAGGAUGGAGAAAACAAGGGAUUCUGGGAAAGAACAGUGCAGAAGGCUGUAGGUGAGGACUCCACCAGUUCCAGUAUCCAGCAACAGAGCUUCAGGAACUUCCACUACCAAGAGGUCGAGGGGCCCAGAGAGACCUGCAGACGACUCCACCAUCUUUGCUGCCAGUGGCUGAAGCCAGAAAGACACAGUAAGAAGGAGAUGCUGGACCUGGUGAUCCUGGAGCGGUUCCUGGCUGUCCUGCCCCCGGAGAUGGAGAGCUGGGUCAGGGAAUGCGGGCCGGAGACCAGUUCCCAAGCGGUGGCCCUAGCGGAAGGUUUCCUCCUGAGCCAGGCAGAGGACAAAAUGCAGGAAGAGCAGGGGCUGUCCAAAGGAAAAGAGAAGCCUUCUUCAGACCCCAGACAAAGUGUCCUCCUCCAGGGGAUAAGGCAGGAAAGUGAUGGAGCUCCCAGUUCAGUGGGCACUGAAAUGACGCAAGUGGAAUAUUCUGGGCCUUUUUCUGUUGCGGUAGGAACAGUCACCAUGCAUCAGGAUCAGGGUCUGGUCACCUUCGAGGACGUGGCUGUGUACUUCUCAGGGGAAGAGUGGGCACUGCUGGAUCUGGCCCAAAGGAAUCUAUACACGGAAGUCAUGGAGGAGAAUUACCAGAAUCUAGCCUCUCUGGCUGUCACUGCUAAAAAGGAUGAAUUUCAGAUCAAGUCCAACAUCCCUUUGAUAGGAAGUUGGACAGCAGGCCUGAUUAUGCAACACAAGAGAGAAGAAGAGGAGGCACAGGAAAUUGAAUUAAAUUUCAUGUGCAGGAAAGAGUCCAUUGCUUCUUCAGGAGAGAGCUUCAGCAAAACAAACCACCUUACUGAACACCAAGGAAUUCACACUGAUGAAAAAACUUAUAAAUACACACAGUAUGAAAAGAGCUUCAUUUGGAAGGAGUACCUCAGUUUCCAUAAAACAGUCCACAUAGGAGAGGAACCAUAUACAUAUGCAGAGUGUGGGUAUGGAAACAAUUCCAUAUUUAGUGGACUACUUCCUUCUCAUCGAACAAUCUACACAAGAGAGGAACCAUACAAAUGCUCAGAAUGUGGAAAGAGGUUCAGCUGUAACUCAAGCCUUACUUCCCAUCACAGAAUCCAUACAGGGGAGAAACCAUAUAAAUGCUCAAAUUGUGGAAAGGGCUUCACUCAGAAUAUCCACCUUACUAUCCAUCAGAGAAUCCACACCGGGGAGAAACCGUAUCAAUGCUUAGAGUGUGGAAAGUGCUUCAGUCGGAAAGAGAACAUUACUAUCCAUCAAAGAAUCCACAAAGGGGAGAAACCAUAUAAAUGCCUACAGUGUGGAAAGAGCUUCAGUAAAAAGUCUCACCUUACCAACCAUCAAAAUACCCAUGCAGAGGUGAAACCAUAUAAAUGCUUAGAGUGUGGGAAGAGGUUCAGUCAGAAUGGCCAUCUUACUAUCCAUCGAAGAAUCCACACAGGGGAGAAACCGUAUAAAUGCUUAUUGUGUGGAAAGAGGUUCCGUCGGAAGGAGUAUGUUACUAUACAUCAAAGAAUUCACAAAGGGGAAAAACCCUAUAAGUGCUUAGAAUGUGGAAAGAGCUUCACUAAGAAGUCUCACCUUACUGACCAUCAAAGCACUCACACAGGGGAAAAACCAUAUAAAUGCUUAGAGUGUGGGAAAAGCUUCAGUAAGAAGGCCUACUUUACUGACCAUCAAAAUACCCACACAGGGGAGAAACCAUAUAAAUGCAUGGAGUGUGGAAAGAGCUUCACUAAGAAGUCCCGUCUUAAUUACCAUCAACAUACCCACACAGGGGAGAAGCCAUAUAAUUGCUUGGAGUGUGGGAAGAGUUUCAGUCAGAAAGCCAAUCUUAAUACCCAUCAAAGAACCCACACAGGAGAGAAACCAUAUAAAUGCCAAGAGUGUGGAAAGACCUUCAGUCAGAAGGUCCAUCUUACUGACCAUCAAAAUACCCACAUAAGAGAGAAACCAUAUAAAUGCUUAGGGUGUGGGAAAAGCUUCAGUAAAAAGUCCCAUCUUACAGACCAUCAAAAUACCCACACAGGGGAGAAACCAUAUAAUUGUUCAGAGUGUGCAAAGAGCUUCAGCCAUAAGGCCAGCCUUACUACUCAUUUAAGAAUCCACAAAAGGGAGAAAUCAUGUACAUGCUUACAGUGUGGAAAGAGUUUCAUUAACAACUCCAACUUUACUAACCAUCCAAAUACCCCCGCAGUGGAGAAACCAUAUAAAUGCUUAGAGUGUGAGAAGAGCUUCAGGAAAAAGUCCCAACUUACAAAUCAUUCCAGAAUCCACACAGGGGAGAAACCAUAUAAAUGCUUAGGGUGUGGAAAGAGUUUCAAUCAACAGAGCAACCUCACUACACAUCAAAGAAUCCACACGGGAGAGAAACCAUACAAAUGUUCAGCGUGCGGAAAGAGUUUUAGUCGGAGCUCAAGCCUUAGUUCCCAUCAAAGAAUCCACACAGAGGAGAAACCUUAUAAUUGCUCAGACUGUAGGUAG
Heteronotia binoei (common prickly gecko) is the source of this 2772-nucleotide messenger RNA. RefSeq names its product zinc finger protein 665-like. The record is from RefSeq and is a predicted model, not a curated record. The transcript has 8 exons. The coding region runs from base 1 to 2772 and encodes 923 amino acids. NCBI's taxonomy places the organism in Eukaryota, Metazoa, Chordata, Lepidosauria, Squamata, Gekkonidae. Gene Ontology annotation, biological process: negative regulation of transcription by RNA polymerase II. Gene Ontology annotation, molecular function: DNA-binding transcription repressor activity, RNA polymerase II-specific.